Nakaseomyces glabratus is the source of this 1086-nucleotide messenger RNA. It is a transcript of the gene AHA1, whose product is annotated as Aha1p. The record is from RefSeq and is a predicted model, not a curated record. Gene Ontology annotation, biological process: protein folding; positive regulation of ATP-dependent activity. NCBI's taxonomy places the organism in Eukaryota, Fungi, Ascomycota, Saccharomycetes, Saccharomycetales, Saccharomycetaceae. Gene Ontology annotation, cellular component: cytosol. Gene Ontology annotation, molecular function: protein-folding chaperone binding; ATPase activator activity.
AUGGUGGUACACAAUCCUAACAAUUGGCACUGGGUCGACAAGAACUGUCUUGGCUGGGCGCGUGAGUAUUUCCAGGAGAAGCUGGUGGGUCUUGCUGCUCAAGAAGGGGACUGCCAGCUGAGCGUCACGUCUGUGAAGACUGUAGACGGUGACUGUGAAGUCAGCCAGCGGAAGGGUAAAGUGAUUUCGCUGUUUGACUUGAAGAUCGUGCUUGCCUAUGACGGUGAGCUUGCCGGUGACAAGUUCGAAGGCACCGUGAGCGUUCCUGAAGUUGCCUUCGACAGCGAUCCCGAGGACUACCAGUUUGUCGUGACGAUAUUCCAGGAGACCAGCAAGCUGAAUGAGCGGGUGAAGCCGUUGAUCCGCGAGCGUCUAGUGCCUCAGCUGCGUUCUGCGUUCCAGCAGUUCGGUCCGGACCUACUCACGACACACAGCAGCGAUAUCCAAGUGGGUGCUGAUCAAGUGAGCAGCACCUUCACCAGAGCCAACCAGGAGGCCAGUGUUCCGGUCGCGGGCGCUUCUCAGGCAAAGGCACCGGCAUCUGCACAGUCUACAGCGAAGUCUUCAACGCAAGUGCAGAAGCCCGUGGAGAAGGCCACUAGCGGUGCGAGUGCGUCUAAGCCAGGCACAACUUCUAGAGUGGUGAACACCAGCUCGAUGCACCUGGAACCCAGCUUCAACGUCCCUGCGGCUGAGCUGCAGCGCACAUUCCUGGACAGGAUGCGUCUGCAGCAGUUCAGCAGGUCGGAGUUGCGCAUGCUACACUCCGGUUCCGGUUCCGGCGCUGGCGGCGAGACCCUUGGCGAAGGGGACGAAUACGAGUUGUUUGGUGGCAAUGUCCGGACCCGCGUAGUCUCCGUAGGCGACAGCAGCAUUAAGCUGCAGUGGCGUCUGAGCGACUGGACUCCGGAGUGGUUCAGCGAGCUCUCCAUUGAGUUCCACGAGAGCCAGGAGUACCACGAGACCAAGCUAAAGAUCACCUGGGACAAGAUCCCGGUAGGCCAGGAGGACCGUGUGCGCCAGAACUUCGAAGAGUACUACGUGCGUGCCAUCAAGCUCACUUUCGGGUUCGGCGCCGUACUCUAA